Messenger RNA from Vitis riparia (riverbank grape), 4349 nucleotides. Its product is annotated as PH, RCC1 and FYVE domains-containing protein 1. The transcript is spliced from 9 exons. The record is from RefSeq and is a predicted model, not a curated record. The coding region runs from base 569 to 3892 and encodes 1107 amino acids. Gene Ontology annotation, molecular function: metal ion binding. NCBI's taxonomy places the organism in Eukaryota, Viridiplantae, Streptophyta, Magnoliopsida, Vitales, Vitaceae.
AGCUCUCUCCAUUUCUCUCUCUAGUUUUCUCUCUCUUCCCUCUUCUUUUCUUCAACUGAAAAGGAAAAAAUCAGAUCAACAUUUUCCUUGAUUUUCCCACAAGUUCUCGCUGGUUUUCUGGUCUCCGAUUUUCUCUCUCCGGCACUGCCCUCGAGUGCUCGACUUCGCCCAGCUCCCAACCAGCCAAAUCAGCAUCAUUUCUUUUCGAAAACCUAAAAAUAUCACAACAAAACCCACUUCCUUCAGUGUUUGUUCUUCUUCGCUUCGCUUCAAUCACUUGGGGUUCUUCACUGCACUGACUGUACUGGAUUGCCUGAACUGUGGAGAACUGUUUUGUGCAGUUGAGGAGGGAAGUGAAGGUGAAGGAAUUGGAGUUCAAGCGUGCGAUCAUGGUGGUUGAUUCGGGUUCUGGUGUGGAUUUGAGGUCGAAGAGCGUGAAAUUGAGUGCGGUGUUGGGGUUUAGGAGGGGUGUGGUGAUGUUGGAUGUGUUGAUGAAUGGAAAGAUUUGGUUUUGAGAAUGGGCGAUGCGAAAAUUGGUGUUUAGAUUAGGGUUUUCAUUCGUUUUUUAAUGUCGAGGACAGACAGGAUGGCUUCGGAUCUUAGCAGGACUGGCGCGGCCGAAAGGGACACAGAGCAGGCCCUUACUGCUCUUAAGAAAGGGGCAUAUUUACUCAAGUAUGGAAGAAGGGGCAAGCCCAAGUUUUGUCCCUUUCGAUUGUCCAAUGAUGAGUCUGUUUUGAUAUGGUUCUCAGGGAAAGAGGAAAAACUCCUAAAACUAAGUCAUGUGUCCAGGAUUAUAUCUGGGCAACGCACUCCGAUUUUUCAAAGGUAUCCACGGCCUGAGAAGGAGUACCAGUCAUUCUCUCUAAUAUACAAUGACAGGUCAUUGGAUUUGAUUUGCAAGGAUAAAGAUGAAGCUGAGGUAUGGUUUAGCGGUCUAAAAGCAUUAAUUUCACGUGGCGGCCAUCAUCGAAAAUGGAGAACAGAAUCAAGGAGUGAUGGAAUUCCAUCUGAAGCAAAUAGUCCUAGAACAUAUACUCGAAGAAGUUCUCCUCUGAAUUCUCCAUUUGGUAGUGCUGAUAGCUUGCAAAAGGAUGGUGGAGAUCACCUUCGCCUUCAUAGUCCAUAUGAAAGCCCCCCUAAGAGUGUCAUGGAGAAGGCAUUUUCAGAUGUAAUAUUAUAUGCUGUUCCUCCUAAGGGUUUCUUCCCUUCAGAUUCUGCCAGUGGUUCUGUUCAUUCAUUGUCAUCAGGAGGCUCAGACAGUGUACAUGGACACAUGAAGGCAAUGACAAUGGAUGCUUUUAGAGUAAGUUUAUCAAGUGCUGUUAGCUCAUCAAGCCAAGGUUCUGGUCAUGAUGAUGGUGAUGCCUUAGGGGAUGUUUUCAUUUGGGGAGAAGGCACAGGUGAUGGUGUUCUGGGUGGUGGAAGUCAUAGAGUUGGAAGCUGUUUUGGCAUGAAAAUGGAUUCUUUGUUGCCUAAAGCUUUAGAAUCUGCAGUAGUACUUGAUGUUCAAAACAUAGCUUGUGGUGGACGACAUGCAGCUUUAGUGACCAAGCAAGGAGAGAUCUUCUCCUGGGGAGAAGAGUCGGGCGGCAGGCUUGGCCAUGGUGUAGAUUCUGAUGUUUUGCAUCCAAAGCUUAUUGAUUCCCUCAGCAAUACCAACAUUGAGCUUGUAGCAUGUGGGGAGUACCAUACUUGUGCUGUAACCUUGUCUGGUGAUCUGUACACAUGGGGUGAUGGAACUUACAAUUUUGGUCUUCUCGGGCAUGGAAAUGAAGUGAGUCACUGGGUCCCAAAAAGAGUGAAUGGGCCAUUGGAGGGUAUACAUGUGUCAUCUAUCUCUUGUGGACCCUGGCACACAGCUGUUGUAACCUCAUCUGGUCAGUUGUUCACUUUUGGUGAUGGAACAUUUGGUGUUCUGGGCCAUGGAGAUACAAAAAGUGUUUCAAAACCCAGGGAAGUGGAGUCCCUCAAGGGCCACCGCACUGUGAUAUCAGCUUGUGGUGUUUGGCAUACUGCUGCAGUUGUAGAAAUCAUGGUUGGGAAUCCUAGUUCUAGCAACUGCUCAUCAGGAAAGUUGUUUACAUGGGGAGAUGGUGAUAAAGGUCGACUUGGCCAUGGUGACAAGGAGGCAAAACUUGUGCCUACCUGUGUUGCUGCUCUUGUUGAUCCCAACUUUUGUCGAGUUGCCUGUGGGCAUAGUCUGACAGUUGCUCUUACUACCUCAGGCCAUGUUUACACAAUGGGAAGUCCUGUUUAUGGGCAGCUAGGAAAUCCCCAAGCUGAUGGGAAACUCCCAACCCGUGUUGAAGGAAAACUUGCAAAGAGUUUUGUGGAGGAGAUAGCUUGUGGUGCUUAUCAUGUUGCAGUUUUAACUUCAAGAACUGAAGUUUACACUUGGGGCAAAGGAGCAAAUGGUCGAUUAGGACAUGGGGAUACGGAUGAUAGAAAUUCCCCCACAUUAGUAGAAGCUUUGAAAGACAAGCAAGUCAAAAGUAUUGCUUGUGGUACUAAUUUUACUGCAACUAUCUGCCUUCAUAAGUGGGUCUCUGGUGUGGAUCAAUCUAUGUGUUCUGGAUGCCGUCUGCCAUUUAAUUUCAAAAGAAAACGUCACAAUUGUUAUAAUUGUGGACUUGUAUUUUGUCAUUCAUGCAGCAGUAAGAAGUCUCUAAAGGCCUCCAUGGCACCAAAUCCCAAUAAGCCUUAUCGUGUCUGUGAUAAUUGCUUUAGUAAAUUAAGAAAGGCCAUUGAAACUGACGCUUCAUCUCAGUCCUCUGUGAGUAGAAGAGGAGUUACAAAUCAGGGGCUAAAUGAGCUAAUUGAUAAAGAUGAGAAGUUCGAUUCCAGAUCUCGUGUACAACUUGCUAGAUUUUCUUCAAUGGAAUCCUUAAAGCAGGCUGAAAGCCGAACGUCCAAGAGAAACAAGAAACUGGAAUUUAAUAGUAGUCGCGUCUCACCGAUUCCAAAUGGAGGUUCCCAAUGGGGAGGAGCACUUAAAUCUUUAAAUCCAGUGUUUGGAUCAUCCAAGAAGUUCUUCUCAGCUUCUGUUCCAGGAUCAAGAAUAGUUUCUCGAACAACCUCGCCAAUAUCAAGGCGGCCCAGCCCACCUCGUGCCGCAACUCCAACCCCAACUCUUGAGGGACUUACCUCACCUAAAAUUGUUGUGGAUGAUGCUAAGAGGACCAAUGAUAGCCUCAGCCAAGAGGUUAUCAAAUUAAGAGUACAGGUGGAAAAUCUUACUCGUAAAGCCCAACUUCAAGAAGUUGAGCUUGAAAGGACAACUAAACAGUUGAAGGAGGCAAUAGCAAUUGCUGGGGAAGAAACUGCAAGAUGCAAAGCAGCGAAGGAAGUGAUCAAAUCACUCACUGCACAAUUGAAGGACAUGGCUGAGAGGCUGCCUGUGGGGGCAGCUCGAAACACCAAGUCACCAUCCUUCACUUCCCUUGGCUCCAAUCCUGCUUCCAGUGACUUGUCCAGUCUGUCUAUUGACCGAAUUAACGGUCAAAUAACAAGCCAAGAACCAGACUUGAAUGGAUCAAAUGGUCAGUUGCUUUCUAAUGGAUCGAGCACCACCAACAAUCGUAGUUCAGGUCAUAACAGACUAGGACACUUGGAAGCAACAAUAAGAAACGGGAGCAGAACGAAAGAAUCUGAGCAUCGUAAUGAUAAUGAAUGGGUUGAGCAAGAUGAGCCUGGUGUCUAUAUUACACUUACCUCUUUACCUGGAGGUGUUAAGGAUCUUAAACGAGUUCGCUUCAGCCGGAAGCGGUUUAGUGAGAAACAAGCAGAACAAUGGUGGGCGGAGAACCGAGCAAGAGUAUAUGAACAGUACAACGUGCGAAUGAUUGACAAGUCAAGCGUUGGGGUUGGGAGUGAGGACUUAGCUCAUUGACAAGUGAAACAGUUAUAUCUGUAAAUGAAAUGUUCUUUUUGAGAAUGUAGCUUCAACCACGGAAAAAGGUCAUAUUAAUCAAUUAGAUUUGGCUUUCCAUCUAAGCAAGGGCUGAGGGAAGCAAAGGGGUUGGUAUAAGAGGGUGAUUUAGAGGCUUUGAUUGUGUUUUUUUCUUUUUUCAUUUUUCUUUUUCAUCUUAAAAAAAAAAAAGGAAAAUUUAAACUUGAGUUUACUUCUUUUUUUUGCCUAAAUGUGCCUUUGGUGUGGGGGGGCUUGAGGGUGAGAAAUGUAAAUUCUUCUUAGGUUGCUGGCUCAUAUGUUGAAAGCAGCUUCCAUGUAAAUGCAUAAUCGAUUGCAUCUUGAGAUUUUCUUUUUCUCUUGGCCUAAUAUAAAUCCAGUCAGGGUUGUUGAAAGCAGUUGUCUUGUAAAUUCUUUCUGAAUGCAUCUCCCUUUUUUA